AUGAGAUUAACAAAAUCCGAACAUGAUAUUAACUGUUUAGGUGAAGCUUAUUUCAAACGUCAUGAUAGGAUAAAAAUAAAAUCAAGUUUUGAAUUUAAAGAUGAUUCAGCAUUUUCUGCUGGAGGAAAUGCAGAUGACGAAAAAUAUCUUAAUUGUAAUAGAAUAUUUAUUGGAUUUAAGUCAAGUAAUCAAAUUUUUAGACAAUUAGAAGUUGAGACAGAUAGAGGAGAUACAGGAUAUUUGCAAAUGGAAAUGGUUAAAGAAGGUUUUGCAUAUGCUACAUAUAAACCAAAAUCGGAAAGGAAGACAAAGAAAUUUGUCCAUAGUUUAUACAAUAAUGUUCAGAAAAUGGACAAUUCAGUAUGUAGGGUAUAUUUCAAUCCAAAUGAUGGUCAAUGGUUGAAAGAUGCUAAGGAUGAAAGGUAUUUAGAAUUUGAUUUGAUCAUUCCAUUAAAUGACUUAUUAGCAUUCCAGGCUUUUGAUGAUUACCCAAAGAGUUUUGGUGAUAUAAUACUUAAGUUAGUAUCUAGUAAUUGGGUACCAAGGGUCUACGCCCCUUAG
Messenger RNA from Trichomonas vaginalis G3, 561 nucleotides. RefSeq lists its product as uncharacterized. The transcript has a single exon. Lineage: Eukaryota; Parabasalia; Trichomonadida; Trichomonadidae. The coding region runs from base 1 to 561 and encodes 186 amino acids. The record is from RefSeq and is a predicted model, not a curated record.